AUCAAGGCAGUCCACUCCCUUUGUAACGGAGGAAUCCUUGUUGAACUCGAAAGUGAAAGUCUAGCCUCAUGGCUACAAGACUCUAUCGGCAGAGCUCUGUUAGAAGAACAAUUUGACACCACAGUAUUGUUCUGUAAAUACACCUUCGCUCUUGUACUCUUGUACUUACCUAUUCAAAUGCAGAUCGAACAUGAAGGAUUCCUACGCAAGAUCAAGAACAAAAACAACCUACCUGCCAACUCCUUAGCCACUAUCAGAUGGAUUAAACCCCCCCUUCACCGAACCCAGGAACAGCGAAAAGCCUUUGCCAUUCUCCAGGUCAUUGAGGCACCUAUUGCCAAUGAUAUACUGUGA
This is a messenger RNA of Suillus paluster, 354 nucleotides long. RefSeq lists its product as uncharacterized. NCBI's taxonomy places the organism in Eukaryota, Fungi, Basidiomycota, Agaricomycetes, Boletales, Suillaceae. The transcript has a single exon. The annotation marks the transcript as partial. The record is from RefSeq and is a predicted model, not a curated record.